GUAAAGGGACAUCAGGGCUAGCAUGAGUCAUUUAUAGAGCCAGUCAGGGCUAGAAAAGAGAGAAAGAAAGAGGAGGGGAAGAGAGAUCAAACAAACACUGUGAGGAGCAGGAUGUCCCAGCAAGACAAAGCCAGGCUGUGAGCAUCAUGUAUGUGAGUUAUCUUUUGGAUAAAGAAACCAGCAUGUAUCCAGGAUCUGCAAGGUGCAGCAGCAACAACCUGCCAGUGCAAAACUUUGUGUCUACUCCACCCUAUUCAGAUUACAUGGGAUAUCAUCAUGUGCCAACUCUGGACACCCAUGGACAGCCUGCGGGAACCUGGGGAUCUCACUAUGGCCCACAGAGGGAGGACUGGAAUGCUUAUGGCCCAGGACCUUCCAGCACGGUUGCUGCUGCACAGAUCAAUGGCUCAUCUCCUGGGCAGGUCUCCUACAGUUCUGCUGAUUACAGCUCCCUCCAUCCUGCUGGAUCUGGGGGGUUACCUCCUGUAGAUACAAUUAAUACACAGCAAAUCUCUCCCAACAGCCAAAGGCACAGCUCUUAUGAAUGGAUGAGGAAAACGGUGCAAUCUACUUCUACAGGUAAAACAAGAACAAGAGAGAAGUACCGAGUGGUUUACACAGAUCAUCAGAGAUUAGAAUUAGAGAAGGAAUUUCAUUACAACAGAUACAUUACAAUCAGGAGGAAGUCUGAACUUGCUGCAAACCUAAGACUUUCCGAGAGACAGGUGAAAAUCUGGUUCCAGAAUCGCAGAGCCAAAGAAAGAAAAUUAAUGAAGAAGAAAAUGACUCAUUUUGAUGGCAGCAAUCUUGGCUCUAUGCAGAGUGACUCUGGUUCAGUGAGCCCGAUGCCAGUUCCUGACCAACAGACUCAUUCAGAAAUGCCCAGUUCUUUAUUCCCACCUCCACCUCCUCCACCUCCACUUCCCAUGAAUGGUUUGCAGCACAACGGGAACCUGCAGCAGGUAGUGGCCUCUCAGUAA
Messenger RNA from Aquila chrysaetos chrysaetos, 980 nucleotides. Its product is annotated as homeobox protein CDX-1-like. The record is from RefSeq and is a predicted model, not a curated record. Gene Ontology annotation, biological process: embryo development; regulation of transcription by RNA polymerase II; animal organ morphogenesis. The transcript is spliced from 3 exons. Bases 147 to 980 code for a protein of 277 amino acids. Gene Ontology annotation, cellular component: nucleus. Gene Ontology annotation, molecular function: RNA polymerase II transcription regulatory region sequence-specific DNA binding; DNA-binding transcription factor activity, RNA polymerase II-specific. NCBI's taxonomy places the organism in Eukaryota, Metazoa, Chordata, Aves, Accipitriformes, Accipitridae.